Heterocephalus glaber (naked mole-rat) is the source of this 5796-nucleotide messenger RNA. The record is from RefSeq and is a predicted model, not a curated record. NCBI's taxonomy places the organism in Eukaryota, Metazoa, Chordata, Mammalia, Rodentia, Bathyergidae.
UAUUAGGGUAGGCAUUUCCGAUGAAGUCAUUCUACCUCCUGAAAAACAAAAGGACAUUUUAUAAAGAAGAAAGUCAAAACGACCUCUAGCUUGGCUUUAAGAUAUGCAAAUGCAAUGUUUUUCUCCUCUCAGAAGUCUCUGGGAAUACAGCAAAGUGUGGAAUGUGGAAAUAAAAUUGAAUCAUGCAGCUGGAUGUGGUGACGCACACACACCUAUAAUCCUAGCACUUGGAAGACUGAGGCAGGAUUGCUGAGCGUUUGAAGCCAGCCUGGGUGACAUUGUGAGCUCAAGGUCAGCCUAAACUACAUAGUGAGACCCUGUCUAAAAAGGGGAGAGGGUCAUAAAAUAGCCAGUCUUUCUUGGAGGCAAGCUAAAUACACUAUCUUCACCACAAGCAAGCCUUCAUCACCCAGAUUAAACAUACCCGGAUGGAAAUAUGAGACUGCAAUACCACUGAUCCUUCCCAAUAACAUAAAGAAACAUCAGGUUUACCAAAGCCUGGCACUGACAUCAGUUUCUUUGUUCACAGCAGUUUCCUUUAGACAGAGCUGUGAAAAUGUUGUGGAUCUGUAAUAUGCCAAUUGCCCCCACAGAGCUUCUAAAAGGGAUGACUGGAAGAAAGAAUCCUACUCUUAUAGCCUCAAUAUCCAGUCUUCCCAGGACUCUGCCUUGGGGCAACUGCAGCUCCAAUUUUCAUUACCGAACACAAGACUAUGCUUAGAACUUUUCAUUCUAGGUCUCAAUUAUCCAACUUCUCCUUCCAAAGCCAUUUGACUAAAUGCCGUACAGUGUGGCUAUAAGGAGAAGUGACAGAGGCAAUCAAAGAAAUCUCAGCGCAACAAAUUCCGAGAAACCACGGAAUUUACAAUUGGCCAGGGGAUACGCUAUACUGUAGGUCUACUGUGUUCUAAGCAUUACGUUGGUCAAAAGAUAAAGUGCACUGAUGAAAGCAAGAGAGGCCAUGUGUUAGAACGAAGCUUCAGUCUUCCUCAAUCAUAUGGGAAUCCUGUCCACGUAAUCUUCAGAUCUAGCACUGCCAAAAUGAAAUUCUACCCUCAAAAAAAAAACAAAAAAAAAACUAUACUAAAUCGGACGUGGCGGCACACACCUGUAGACCCAGCACUGAGGAAGGCUGUGGCAAUAAGAGCACAAGGAGUCCCACCUGAGCAAAUUAGCAAGCCCAUCUCAAUAUAAAAAUUAAAAAGGCUAGGGAUGUAGCUCAGGGGUAGAGCGCCCCUGGGUGGUUCGAUCUCUAGUACUGGGGAAAAACAAAAACAACCUACACUGGACCAAUUAUCAUCACAGUGUCUUAGCAUCAUGUCGUCAUAUCUCACUGCUAACCACUGUUCCGCAAUCAGCCUCUCAGUCGCGCACAAGUUGACAGUCACACCCAACACUGACGCAGUCACACAAUCCCAGUGCCCUCCUCCUCAAUAGCCUGAGGCUUCUGCCGCCACAAGCCUCUUCCACGCCGCCCGGGAAUUCUUCUCAUACCCGCAGCCGGGACACCUCCACUGACCAUUCAGAAAAAGCUGACCUAAAGCCAGAAAAAACAGAGCCAAGUCUAAGUUCACUGGCAGGCCUGAGGGUCCGGGAGAAACGUACUCGAAGCAGGAACCACACGGACGUUGGUAUAACUGAGAAAAGACAGCAGCGAGGAUCGUGCAGCUCCUAACCGGCCGCCGCGGAGACUCCUGGGAGCUGGAGCCCACCGCUAGAGUGCGCAGGCGCAGAUGACUGAGCCCAGGCGGGGUUAGAGGGUGGAGGUUAGUAGGCUCUGAGAAGCCUGAAGAGUCAGCUGGGAGCUGCGGCCGGAGCGAGCAGACUGCGCGAGCAGAACCGGGUGGGGAGGCCCGGGAGAAAUCCGGGAAUCAGAACGGGGACUGAUAAUUCUGGGGAGGGACGUAGGACUGCGGUAUACAGACGAUCAGAUGUGUUACAAGCUGGGCCUCAGGUGUGGUUCGGGUGGUGACCCUGAGGAUGCUCACCUGUGACCUGGAGCGAACCCUGUGAAAGGAGAUUUUGCCUGUUUGACCGCGAGAACCGCUGUCUCGGGGGUAGGAAGAGAGAAGAGGGCGGAUCCCCUACAUACAGCGACCACUGCAUAGAGAGACAGACAGACAGACGGAUAUUCUGUGCCAACCCACUGUGUUUUGGGACUCUUCCGUUUUCCAAAAGGAGAGAUCAAAAGAGAAGGUCCAUUUCUUACAAAACUCGAAGCCAUGUCUAAGCUUCUUUUUGUUUAUACAACCAGAUUCACUGUAUAAGAGUCACUGUGAAGGCUACAUGUACUCUGAUUGUAGUGACUCUCAGAUACCUCUAUCCAUUCUUGACAGGGUGUCAGAACUAUAUAUUCAACGUCCAAUAGUUAGCACCACCUAUAUGUUCUGUAGACACUUCAAGUAUAUUCCAAGGUUUACCUCAUUACCUCUUUUGGUCCAGCGUAUUCUUUCUUCUAUUUGUCAUCUUCAUUUUCUAGUCCCAGAACCCAUACACUUGGCUAUGCAGAUAAAAGCAAGAGCUGUGCCUCUCUUUUUUCACUCUACACCAAUUUCUGACCAAUUUUUGUCACACGUCAUCACACAAAAACCAGUUAUUCUCUGUCAGCCUGUUAAUACUCAAAAUCACUAAUAUUCAUAAUACUCUUAACUGUCUUUUUCACCCAGCACACCUUAAGCUUUCUUCAGUCUAUAAGAGUAUUGCCUCUAAUGUACAAAUGUUAUCACAUAACAUGUGUUUGACUUACAUUUCUUUAUAUUCUUCAUACUCCUUAAGCAGCAGACCCAAAGAGGGGCAUGUAUCACAGUGAACUGUACAAGACAAUAUAUUGGCAGAGAAAAAAAUACUAACCAUUUCUGUUCAAGAGUAAUAAUCAUGGAAUCCAGGCAUGGUGGCCCAUGUCUGUAAUCCUAGCACUCUGGAAGGCUGAGGCAGAAGGAUAGCAAGUUCCAGCCCAGCUUGGGCAACUUAGUGCUUUAGUGAGACCCUGUCUCAAAAUAAAAAAUAAAUGGCUCAAUGAAAAGGCCAUCAAUUCAAUUCUCAAUUCCAGUAAUCUUAAUAAUAAUAAUAAUAAUAAUAAUACCAUAGUAAUCAUUAACAAUGUAAGUUACCAUUAACACCCAAUGAUGAUUUGUGAAUAUGUUGGAAAUGUGCUAAGUACGUUUUUAAAAUAGUGCUUUGAGGGAAAACAAUCCAGUAUUAUUCUAUCAUAUCCCACUGCCUACCUUCCCCUAUACCUUUUCCUUUUUAGAGCUCAAAUCCAUUCCUAACAUACUGUGCCUUUUGCUGUUUCCUGAAUUUGCUAGCUGGUUUUCUUCUCCCCAUGAAUUUUUAAAAGCUAAUGCCCUGUAUUCCUUCAAAACAAAUUUAUUGGAUCAGUGUCAUUGAAGGAUGUGACUGUGGACUUCACUGAGGAAGAGUGGCAGCAACUGGACACAGCUCAGAAGGCCCUCUACAUGGAUGUGAUGUUGGAAAACUAUUGCCACUUCAUCUCUAUGGGGUUUCACAUAACUAACCCUGAAACAAUCCACGAGUUGGAACAAGGAGAAGAGCUAUGGACAGAGAGAAUUUUUCCAAGUCAGAGCUACCUGAAAGAUGAGAAGCCUGAAGCUGUUUUAAUGAAGUUCAGAGAAUACCAAGACAUACAUUCUAGAUCAGUUAUAUUCAUCAAUCACAAAAAAACAGUUAAGGAGAGAAGUAAUAUUUAUGGGAAAACACUUACUCUAGGAAAGAACCAUAUUAUUUCAAAAACAUUAUAUGAACAUAAAUCUGAUGGAAAAGUUUUGAAAAAUAUUUCAGAAUUAGUUAUUAGAAAUAUAAACCCUGUAAAAGAAAAGGUUGGUGAGAGUAAUGGAUGGCAGAAAUCAAUCCUCAAUACUAAGCAUGAAAAAAUCCAUCCUGCAGUAAAUCUCCAUAAACAAACAGAAAGAAAUCUCACUGGUAAACAAGAGCUUACUCAACAGCAGAAAGUUCAAACUCCAGAGCAACCAUUUGAAUGUAAUGAAUGUGACAAAUCCUUCCUUAUGAAAGGAAUGUUAUUUUCACAUAAUGGAGCUCACAAAAGAGAAAGAACAUUUGAAUAUAAUAAAAAUGGAAUUGGUUUCAUGGAAAAGUGUGAGCUGGGUGUCCAUCCCCAUAAUCUUAUAGAAAAGAAGCCCUCUGAAUACAGCAAAUAUGGGAAAUUCCUGUGCAGAAAGCCUGUUUUUAUUAUGCAUCAAAGAUCUCAAACAGAAGAGAAACCCUUUCAGUGUCCUUACUGUGGAAAUAGCUUCAGAAGAAAAUCAUACCUCAUUGAACAUCAGCGAAUUCACACAGGCGAGAAACCCUAUGUUUGCAAUCAAUGUGGAAAAGCCUUCCGUCAGAAGACAGCCCUCACUCUUCAUGAGAAAACACAUAUAGAGGGGAAACCCUACCUUUGUCUUGAUUGUGGGAAGUCCUUCCGCCAGAAGGCAACCCUCACUAGACAUCACAAGACACAUACAGGGGAGAAAGCCUAUGAAUGUACUCAGUGUGGAAGUGCCUUUAGAAAGAAGUCAUACCUCAUUGAUCAUCAAAGAACUCACACGGGCGAGAAACCAUAUCAAUGUAAUGAGUGUGGGAAGGCAUUUAUCCAGAAGACAACCCUCACAGUACAUCAGAGAACUCACACAGGAGAGAAACCCUAUAUUUGUAAUGUAUGUGGGAAAUCCUUCUGCCAAAAGACAACCCUCACACUUCAUCAGAGAAUUCACACAGGGGAAAAACCCUAUAUUUGUAAUGAAUGUGGGAAAUCCUUCCGCCAGAAGGCAAUCCUUACUGUUCACCACAGAAUACAUACAGGAGAAAAAUCCAAUGGAUGUCCUCAGUGUGGGAAAGCCUUUAGUAGGAAAUCUAACCUCAUCCGUCAUCAGAAAACUCACACAGGAGAGAAACCAUAUGAAUGUAAAGAAUGUGGGAAGUUCUUCAGUUGUAAGUCAAACCUCAUUGUCCACCAGAAAACUCACAAGGUAGAAAGCAUGAGAAUUCUGUAAGUGAUGUAACAUUUUUGUAAAACUUUUUAAGUCAUAGUAAACCCUGUACCUGGUGUUGCUUGCAAGUAUAAUAAUAUUGAAUGAUUUAAGAUACUAUACUACAUAUUUACUGUUUGCUGCCCACACACACACCAUUUCUGGGUAAAUUAAAUGAGAAUCUUUGAGGGAAAAAAAUCCUAACGUUUUUGUUAUUAGAUUCAGGAUACUCAAAUUUCCUCUGUCAAAUUGCUUUAAAAAUGCUUUCAACGUUGUUUAUUUCUAAUUCAAUAUUUGUCUUUUUGUGGACCUGUAAUAAGCAGUUGGCUAACCAGCAGUGGUCCAAGGCUAUACUGUGAAUAGAAGUGCUUUAAAAGAAAGGAGGUGAACUUGUAUUUCUCAUGGCAAAUAUGGAAUCAGUUGUUACCUCUUUAAAGUUACUCAUAGUUUUAAUUUCCAACAUUAUAAAUUAGUUUUGCACAUUAAAAACCUUUAUAAAUUGGAUUAUAUAUCAUAUAGUCUUUAAUAUGCAGCUUGUGUCGGGGCCAGGGAUUUAGCUCUGGUUUUGCAGCCUGCUGUGCAAGCGCAAGGACCCGAGUUCAAUCCCUGGUACCAAAAAAAACCAGGCAAUCAAUAUCCAGCUUGUGUCAUUCAUUAUGUCUCUAAGUCUCAUAAUCAACGCAUGUGGCAGAAGCUUAUUUUCAUUCUGUAUAGAAUUCUAUUAGUGUAUCACAAUUUAUCCAUUCUACUAUUGAUGGACUUUUACAUUGUUAACAGCUUAGGGUCAUAAUAAAUAAUGCUUCUGAGAACA